GAGAAUAAAAGGAACACUCUCGCUUCUCUUCGUCUCGCCUCCAUAAAACUAUUCUCGCAGCCAGUCCUUUCUGUGUCUUGAGUUUCCGGAGCAAGCAGGUAUGGCGAGCAAUAUAAUCAUGUUCGAGGAUAUCUUCGUGGUCGAUAAGCUAGACCCUGAUGGCAAAAAGUUCGAUAAAGUUACGCGUGUUGAAGCGAGGAGCCACAACUUGGAAAUGUUUAUGCAUUUAGAUGUUAACACAGAAGUUUAUCCGAUGGCUGUUGGUGAUAAAUUCACAAUGGCGAUGGCUCCAACGCUUAAUCUCGAUGGAACACCUGAUACCGGAUAUUUCACUCCGGGAGCAAAGAAAACGCUUGCAGAUAAGUAUGAAUACAUCAUGCACGGGAAGCUUUACAAGAUCACUGAGCGUGAUGGCAAAACUCCAAAAGCAGAGCUAUAUGUUUCGUUUGGAGGCCUCUUGAUGUUGCUUCAGGGAGAUCCAGCUCACAUCUCUCACUUCGAGCUCGACCAGAGGCUUUUCCUACUUAUGAGGAAGCUAUAAGAUGCGAUUGUCUGAUCAUUAUCCGCCAUUUUUAGCAUAGAGAACCGAAUGAACAGAGAGCUUUAUAACGCUUUUGUCUUAUGUUCAACUCUGCUUUUUUUUAUGUUAGGCUACUUUCAGGAAGCAGCUCUUGUACAAAACCAAGUUCUUCUGUACCGUUUUAACAUCCUCAUGCACAAUUUAACUACUCAAUUCAAA
Molecule: messenger RNA, 739 nt
Organism: Eutrema salsugineum
Lineage: Eukaryota; Viridiplantae; Streptophyta; Magnoliopsida; Brassicales; Brassicaceae
Product: DNA-directed RNA polymerases II, IV and V subunit 8B
Exons: 5
Coding region: 101-541 (146 amino acids)
Biological process (GO): DNA-templated transcription
Cellular component (GO): RNA polymerase II, core complex; RNA polymerase I complex; RNA polymerase III complex
Molecular function (GO): DNA-directed RNA polymerase activity
Source: RefSeq, a predicted model, not a curated record